Messenger RNA from Capsicum annuum, 798 nucleotides. RefSeq lists its product as uncharacterized. The transcript is spliced from 3 exons. The annotation marks the transcript as partial. Lineage: Eukaryota; Viridiplantae; Streptophyta; Magnoliopsida; Solanales; Solanaceae. The record is from RefSeq and is a predicted model, not a curated record.
AUUGUGAUGGGAUGUGUGACAACCACUACUUUUUCAGUGAAGGUAAAUGGUGAAGGGUGUGGGAAUCUUGAAGGGAGGAGAUGGUUGAGACAAGGUGAUCCCAUCUCACCUUUACUUUUUUUCAUGGUGAUGGAAUAUUUCUCUAGGCUAAUGUCAAGUAUGAGACAGAUCCCUGAUUUCAGGUAUCACCCUUUGUGUAAAUAUUUGAAGCUGACUCAUCUUACCAACUUUGUUGAUGAUCUAAUGAUCUUUUGCAAAGGAAGUGAACAGGCGGUAACCAGAACUAUGGAGGCUAUUAUAUGUUUCUUGGACACUAAACGGUUGAUAGCUAAUAAUGAGAAGUCCAAUAUGUUUAUUGCAGGGAUUAAAGAUGAAGUUAAGAGGAAGCUGUACCUUGGACUUCCAUUGUCACACAAAAAAUGGAACAAGCUUGAUUGCCACCAGCUAAGUGUGAGAAUUAUAGAAAAGAUUAGAGCUACAUCAGCCAGGCAUUUAUCCUAUGCUGGACGAUUACAAGUGGUGAAUUCUGUGUUGUUUUCUCUGCAAAACUUCUGGAGCUCAGUGUUCUUGUUGCCUCAAAUGCAGGAAAGGCUACUCACAAGGGAAAGAUUAGCAAGAUUGGGACAGCACUGUGAGGAUGACAAGUGUGUGUUCUAUUAUAAGCAGGUGAUCGAGAGUGCUAGGUACUUGUUUGUAGAAUUUGACUGGUCCAAAGAGGUAUGGCAUGGUCUCGCCGGAUGGCUUGGAAUUACGGUCAACCUGGAAGAUGUGCAAAUGACUAUGUAUAUAUUAAGUAAG